AUGGACAAUAAAGCCAUCGUUAAAUUCUGUAAAGAGGUAGGGUGUUGCGAUAUAUGCUGCCUGCGUUAUUUAGGGCUUAAGAACCCGGCAACUUACGAAAACUACAAAGAAUACAUACAUAAAUAUACAGAAAGCGGUGUAGAAGUAGAAAAUAAUUCAGAAGAACAACAAAUCACUAGCAAUUCAGUAGACAAUAUAAAUGGCAAUACAGAUGUCAAUGGCUGUGAUGAUGAACCACCGAAAAAGAAAAAGAAGAUAUCGAUAUGCGUAAGCUGUUUUGGUAUACUUCAAGAAGAGAAUUGGUCUGAAUGCUUUAAUAUGGUCAAAGAGACUUUGGAGAAAAAACGUUACGAAUGCUCAACUUUUGCAUGUGCACUCUCUGCUCCGAUCGCUACAUUAUUACGAGAUAAAGCCAUAAUCCUACACCUGAGUGAUGCCUUUAAAGAUUAUAAAGAAGAUACCUUAACACCACUAAAGGAAGCAUGGAAAUGGACUUUUGGUGUCAAACUUGCAGCACAAAUAGGUAUGACACUAGAUUCCGGAGCCAUUUCACCGUUACUGAUUACACUUAAUAUGGAGUAUCCUGAUGAACCACAGGAACUAGAAAUCUUAAAGCAAUUAUCACCAUCAUUGUUCCAAGAGAGACAGAAGCAGAGAAGGAAGUUCACGGUUGAGUUUACCCGGCCAUCAGUAGAACAGGCCAUGGACAAGAUUAGUCUUGAGCAGUUGAAGGGUGUCGAUAAGUGGAAUAAAAUUCCAUCGGUGGACAUUGAAGCUAAGUGUGUCAGUGCUAUGUGCGUGCAUGCCCCUUCUUAUCUGGGGGGUAGGUAUAUAAAAUUAAGCAGAGAGCUUCCGCAAACGCCCUGGCUCAUCAAGGGCAAGAGGAUGAUGGAAUCAUCCGUCCAGGAGAUCAUAUUCGAACCCAUAGCUAAAGUAUUCGACUUGACACCUGAAGAUGUGGAGCACAGAUUGAAGUUCAUGUCGGCUGGACGCGAAGACGUGGACGUGAGGUGUCUCGGUGAUGGUAGACCCUUCGCUAUCGAAAUCACAGACCCGAGAAGAGACCUCACCGGUGACGAGCUGAAGAGGGUCUGCGAGGAGAUUUCGAAAGGUGGCCAAGUGAUCGUUCAGAAACUAAUGCAUGUCUCCAGGAACGAGUUGUCGGAACUUAAAAAGGGGGAAGAGACGAAAUGCAAGACUUACGAAGCUCUGUGCAUAAAGCUCGGGAAUGAGAACCCUGAACCGAAUAUUCUGAAUGGAAAAACGCCUGUCGCCGUCACCGAGGAGGACAUCCGGAGGAUAAACGAGUACAGGAACACCGAGGCAGAGGACGAGGCCAAGAUUGUGGUGAAGCAGAGAACGCCGAUCCGCGUGCUGCACAGGCGCCCGCUGCUCACCAGGACCCGGAGGAUAUAUGACGUAGUGGCCAGGAGGGUGCCUGACUACCCUCAAUUGUUCACCCUCACGAUCCGCACGGAAGCGGGCACGUACGUGAAGGAGUGGUGCCACGGGGAGUUCGGUCGCACCACGCCGAGCCUCCGCGACGCCGCGGGCUUCCGGGCCGACAUACUGGCGCUCGACGUCACCGCGGUGCUGCUCGACUGGCCGCGACCCCAAUAAAUGAUUCGAUGUA
Bombyx mandarina (wild silkworm) is the source of this 1633-nucleotide messenger RNA. It is a transcript of the gene Pus10, whose product is annotated as Pseudouridine synthase 10. The record is from RefSeq and is a predicted model, not a curated record. Gene Ontology annotation, molecular function: RNA binding; pseudouridine synthase activity. Lineage: Eukaryota; Metazoa; Arthropoda; Insecta; Lepidoptera; Bombycidae. Gene Ontology annotation, biological process: tRNA pseudouridine synthesis.